UCGUCGUACACCCAUAUAAGUCAGAACUCAAAACAAAAAAACAGCCGAAACCAAACCUUUGAAGAUCUCUCUCUCUCUCUCUCUCUCUCUCUCUCAAAACCUUCAUCAACAAGCCCAAUUCUCUCCAUUUUGAUAGCUUGAAGUAGAAGAAUCUCGGAGAUGAGCCUGAGGUGCAUGAGCAGAGUUUUCUACCAGGCGGGAUCUCGGGCGAUGCAAGGGAUCAAGGACCAAGCUACCAAGUACGAUUCCACCUUCAAAUCCCUCAAAGAUUCGACGACCUCUUCUGCAAAGGUGAGGCGAUUCUCCAGCGCCCUCGAUUCCUCCGUGAAGACCCCCAACACCGAGAAGUUGAAGCAAGCCGAGGAGUCGCUUCGGACGGUCAUGUACUUGAGCUGCUGGGGUCCCAAUUGAAACAGAAGAGUUGGCCCUUCUUCCAUAUAACCAACUCUUCUUCCCUUCUUUCUCUGAUUCUCUGUAAAUAAAUAUGUUGAACGAUGGCGCCUGUAAAAUAAUUUCAUGUAUAAACAUGCUUUCGUUUUACAAGUUAAUUUCGUUUUGGUUCCAUUGCCGUUUUGGUCAGAGCUGCCACCAUACCUGAAAAUGUUUUAAAAAAGAAAAGUACAAGUUAAAAUGAUAUUUUCUGAGCUCGGUGGGCUGAUUUUUGAGAGAA
Nelumbo nucifera (sacred lotus) is the source of this 670-nucleotide messenger RNA. The record is from RefSeq and is a predicted model, not a curated record. Lineage: Eukaryota; Viridiplantae; Streptophyta; Magnoliopsida; Proteales; Nelumbonaceae.